AUGGCAACUCCAGCAGAUUUGAAACUUCUUGCUGAGCGACUCUCCGCUCCACCCUUCUCCAAGACUUGGACAGUCAUUCAACUUCACGAUACUAUCACGCCUAUUCAGCUUUUACAAUGUAUUAGUGAUGUGGUGUCCAAUAUUGACCAAGCCAACUUACAGUCUCCACAUCGUAAUGUUGAUAUUCGAAACGAACUGCCAGAAGAUACGGUUGCAAGGCUAUCCGACUUUUUACGCAUGCUCAAGUUCAAGGAUGCAGUAUCCAAUUUUGAUGAACUCGGUCAAAAUCUGUUUGAACUAGAACGCAAAACUCUUUUUUCCACACUCUUGUUUCUCGUAAAAGAUUUUGAAAUACAUAAAAAGCGAGCAUACUUGGCUUUAUUUCUAUCCAUUCCUGAAGUUCCUCCAGAGUUUUCUCAGGAUCAAAGCGAUACUUACCAUUACAUGUUCUCGAUGAUGGCAUUCAUUCAAAAUGUAGUGAUUGUGGAUCUUAUAACUCAAAUCAGCUCGGCUCAGGAAGAAUUUAAAAGCUCGCAUAAAUGGCUUGAUGGAUUAAAACAAUCAGGUAAUAAUGCCGCUGUAAUCAAAAGAGAAAUACAACAGAUGGAAGAAGAAAAGCAACAGGUCAUGAGUAAAGUUGCCAAACUUCAAAAAAAAGUAGAGGGUGUGGCCAAUUGCAACCAGUGGUUAGAGGCUGCAAGAAAUCUGAGAAUGGAGCAGCAAAGCGAGGCAGAGAUUACAGAACGGAUAAAGGAUCAACGCAUGCAGGUCACCAAUGCAGAUCAAAAAUUAAACAAAGCCAUACAAGAGCUAAAGAAUGUCAAGGCAAACUUGACAAGUGCAAGUCCCGAUGCAUUUUUUGCAAAAAUGCAGGAAGAAUACAAAAUGAAUCGGUUUCUUUCCGAAGAAAGCUUGCCUAAAACAGUCGAGGAAAUCCGAUCAAAAAUUCGCGACUUGUCAAGUAUUCUUGCAGAACCGGCAAUGAGUGAAUCGGAUCUCACUGCAAUUGAAAAAGAGAUUUCCGAAACAAAUUUAAGAAUUGCUCAACUUGCUGAGCAAAAGAUGACCAAAGCCAGCACAUCGGAUGCAAACCUAGCCCUAUUUAGACAGCAAGCAGCAAUCAUUUCUCGCAAAAAGGAAGGCGCAGUUCAACGCCUAUCAGCACUAACGGCAGAGCUUGCUGUUCUCAAUACGCAAUGGGCAUCUAAACAGGAUCAAAUUAAACAGUCAUCAGGAACAAAAAUGCUUAAAGGAGAAGAUUUUAAGAGAUAUGUAUCUGAGUUACGUGGCAAGUCUACCAACUUUAAACGCAAAAAGGCAGAGUUGUCCGAACUCAUGGCAGAGUAUGGCAUUUUACAGCGUACUGGAGAGUUGCUUCAAACCAAAGAAACAGCACUUCAAGAUAUGAUUCAUGCCAUAGAACAAAAGCGCGGUGUUGUUGGGUUUCAUGCAGCCCAGGAAACACUUGAAAAGGUAUCCGAGAAAAAGAGUGAGAUUGAUCAAGUUAAAGGUCGAACACUUGACGAGAUAUCAGAGAUUAUUCAAACGCUUUUAAACACAAUCAAUGAGAAAAAAAACAUGCUGGCGCCAGUAAUUCAAGAACUGCGACAACUUCGCCAAGAUGCCCAAGAGCUAGAAAUAAACUAUUUGGAGAAAAAACGAAUUUAUGAUGCAACUCUUAUUGGAGUUGAAAGUUGCAAGUAUAUUGGCCAUGAGGUUCUAAGCGAUUUAGUUUACAGUGAGACAACAAAGAUGGAUCAAGAGAUGAAAGGAAACCGACAAGAUAUUAUUAACGAUCAGAGUCGAUAUCAUUAUAUCAAUUGUAUGCAUCAGCUAGCAGAGAUAUCACAGGAUCGAGUGAUGGCUGAAAUGAAGUCAUAUAUUGGCGGAGACGAGAUGAUUGAGCUUCAACAAAAGGCACGCGGAUUCAAAACCUAUCGUGAACAUUAUAACAAAAAGAUUGUUGAGCAUGAACAUCACGUCAAGGCACUUCGAGAACAGCAGAAAAAAGUCAAGGCUGAACAUGAACCGAACAUGAAGCAGAUUGGUAUGUUUGCGGAUGUGUGCAAGCUGUUGGCACUUAAAUAUGAGCACAAUAAUCGGGUAUUGAAUGGUGAAGGCCAAGCCGAGACUGGCAUCGUGACUAUGGACAGACUCGUGCUUUAG
Molecule: messenger RNA, 2166 nt
Organism: Batrachochytrium dendrobatidis JAM81
Lineage: Eukaryota; Fungi; Chytridiomycota; Chytridiomycetes; Rhizophydiales
Exons: 13
Coding region: 1-2166 (721 amino acids)
Biological process (GO): cilium assembly; intraciliary transport
Cellular component (GO): intraciliary transport particle B; centrosome; cilium
Molecular function (GO): tubulin binding
Source: RefSeq, a predicted model, not a curated record